CUUCCUUUGGAUAGGCAUCAUUUAAAAAAGCUAUCAGAUGAUGAUUGUUGGUUGAUAAUAAAAGAGAAGCAUGUCAAAGAUGGAUCUUAAAAGCAUACGGUCUUUAACUUUAGAGAAAGCAGAUGGUGAUAAAUUGCCAGUUUCUCCAAGCAAAUUGAAGCAUUUGAGAUACCUUGACAUCUCAGCCACUGAAAUCAGGGCACUGCCAAAAUCCUUCUCCAAGCUGUAUAAUUUGCAAACCUUAAAAUUGAUGGAUUGCUAUUGUCUUCAAAAGCUUCCUGAUGGAAUGGAAAAUCUGAUCAGUUUAAGACAUUUUUAUUUUAGCAAUGACGAGCUCAUGCCAAGAAAUAUUGGGCGUUUGACUUCCUUGCAAACCUUAUCAUUAUUUGCUGUGGGCAAAGAAAAGGGAUAUCAUAUUGAAGAACUUGGACGCUUGAGUCAACUUGGAGGAACAUUGAGAAUAUGCAACCUUGAAUUUGUCAAAUCUCAGUAUAGGCAAUAUGGGAAGCCUAGAGGAAUGGGCAGAAAUAGAAGGAGUAAUUGUGUUUCCUUGCCUUGAGCGGUUGGAAAUUCAGAGUUGUCCUAAGUUGAAGACUUGGUCUAUGGGUGGAUUUGCAUCUCACCACAAGCUCUCUGAGCUGAAUAUAAUUUGUUGUUCGAGUCUUGUGGCAAUCCCAAGCAUAGAUGGGCAGCUCUCUCUUAAAACAUUAUCAAUUACUGAUUGUCCAGAACUAGUUUAUCUACCAAAUGGGCUAGAUACCUGCACUUCUCUCCAGGACUUGACGAUUGACCAGUGCUCCAAUCUAGUGGAAUUCUCUGGACUUUCCAUCUCUCAUCCCAACAUCUCCAUUGAAGUUUUGUCUUUGAACAGAUGUGAUAAAAUAAAGUCUUUGCCACAUCAGCUUCAACACUUAGUUGCCCUCAAACGAUUAUCGAUACACAAUUGCAACGAAGUGGAAGCUUUUCCAGAGUGGUUGGGAGACCUCUCUUCUCUGGUUUCUUUAUCGAUUUAUUCAUGUAACAAAUUGAAUAGAAUUCCAGAGGAGUGCCUGGGUAGGCUCACUCACUUGAAGCGAUUACAGAUGGGUCCUUUCUACUCGGAGUUAGAGGAAUUCCCUGGACUCACUUCCAUCCAUCACCUCCACGCCUCCCUUGAAAAGUUGGAAUUGGUUGGAUGGGAUAAACUAAAGUCACUGCCAGAUCAGCUUCAACAUCUCACUGCUCUCAAGGAAUUGAAGAUAGAUUCAUUCACCGGAGUGGAAGCUUUACCAGAGUGGUUGGGAAACCUCUCUUCUCUUACUUCUUUAAGCAUUCGUUCGUGGAACAAAUUGAAGAGCAUUCCAGAGGAGUGCCUAAGUAGGCUCACGUGCUUGGAGAGGUUAUGGAUGGGUCCUUUCUGGUCUGAGUUGGAAGAAUACCCAGGGCUCUCUUCCAUCCAUCACCUCCACGCCUCCCUCCAAGAUUUGACUUUGCAAGGAUGGGAUAAACUAAAGUCACUGCCACAUCAGCUUCGACAUCUCACUGCCCUCCAGCAAUUGACUAUAAUUAGAUUCAAUGGAGUGGAAACUUUACCAGAGUUGUUGGGAGACCUCUCUUCUCUUCGGUGGCUCAGGAUUUUUUUUUGUGAUAAUUUGACGCAUCUGCCUUCUGCUAAAGCCAUGCAUCAUCUCUCCAACUUAGAAUAUCUUGAAAUUUAUCGUUGUUCCAAAUUGAAGGAAAGAUGCGCUGAAGAGAGGGGCCCUGAAUGGCCAAAGAUUUCCCACAUUCCAGUGAAAUCGAUCUGGUAGAGGACACUGCAAUCACAAAAGGCUCUAGAUUUUGAAGAGAAGAGGGCUCAAAUAAUUAUCAGAUGAUGCCAUGGAGAGAAAACACAGGAGGUCCAUGGCCACACUACUGAAUCCUAUGAAGUGUGAUAGAUAACCAAAAGCUUUCACUUUAAAGGAACUUGUCCUCAUGGCGCUUGCAGAUUUACAGGGAAGAUAUCUCAUGGUGCUUCCAUUUGUUACAGAGAUUUAUCAGAGGAUUAUAUAACCAUAGAAGCACCCAACUGAACUUGUUUAUGAUAUUGUACGUUAUCUAUGAAUAUUUGGUGAAGUUGAUGGUAAGCGUGAAGUCAAUAACUAAUUCAUAUUUGAUAUUUCUUCCAAACCUUACAAGAAAUUUAGAAGCAUAAAGCUUUCUGGCUCACGUCCAUUGAACUCAUGGUCAAGGAAUUGAUCAACUUAUUAAGGUUUGCUUCUCAAAUUCAUAUUGCACCAGAUUAAUUAUUGCCAGUUGUUAUCCUUUUAAGAUCAAUUUUUGAACAUAGGAGGAAAAAGAAUCAUGAGUUUUUAUUAUCCAUCUAUUGAAGGAGCUAUACUAAUAAUAAUGUCAACUGAAUUGAUGCAAGUGUGUGAGAGGAGAAGAAAAAGAAAUUUGUUCUUCCACUGGAAGCAUCAGCUGCAACAUUUGUCUUCUUAACUGCAAGUACCUACAUUUUGGAGCCUAAAAGGAAAUAAACAAAUAAAUAAAUGACAAGGUAUGACUGUAUGUUUAUCAACUAGUGCUAGAUGUUCAAUUAAGUCAGUCGAGUGCUUAUUUUUGUUUUGAAAUUGACUAAUAAGUUUUCCUGUCACAUCUGUUCUCAUUGAACUUUAUAUAUAUAUAUAUAUAUCAGAUGUAAAGGAAUUGAAUACUGAAAAAAAGGACAAGAGGGAUACAACUUUGAAGUCAAAGAAUCGAAAAUUUACAUAUUGUGAGCUAGUGAAAAUUACCAGCAUCUUUGAGAGAGACAUCAGAGGAGGGGCGUAGGAACACUUUGAUGAUUACCUAGAUAAUGGUUCUAAAGUAGCCUGUAGCAGUAAAGAUGCUGUCUCAUCAUCAGGUGAAGGGUAUAAAGAGUUUCUCUAAUUCUCUUAGAGGUCAUUGGCAAAAAAUUGUCUCUACUUUGUAUUCAGGCCUUGUAAAAAAUUUUCGUUGGAAGGAGACUCAACUAAAGAAGUGUUUCUCUCUGCAAUUUGCUUAUUUGCAACAAUACAAUUAGCCUUGUUUGCUGGAGUAUUUCCUAGUCCUCCUUUCUUAAUUUGGGGAGUGACCCAUAAUGGUGCUGCAAGCUGAGUUACAGUGCAAGAUAGCUGAAAAACUUAAAGAGACUAAAGUUGGAGUUGUCUACCCCUUAACGGCCAGACUAUACAAACCAGCUUGAGAACAAGGUCGAAUCUUGAGAUUUCUAUGUAUGCCCCUAGUUCUAUCUAGGGAAGAGAGAUUGAAGUUGUUAUCCUCUAGUUCUCUCUUGAAAUGAAACUUUGUGCGUUAG
This is a messenger RNA of Rubroshorea leprosula, 3295 nucleotides long. NCBI's taxonomy places the organism in Eukaryota, Viridiplantae, Streptophyta, Magnoliopsida, Malvales, Dipterocarpaceae. The record is from the annotation of a GenBank genome assembly.